AUGGCGGUUCUGUCCACCAGCAAGCAUCUGCCUCUGCCGGAGUCGGGCUCCCUACGUAAGCGGAUGUUGCUGGCCGUGGUCGUCCUCCUGUCCCUCUCCUUGUGUUUCGUAUUGGCCCUCAUCAACACUUUCAUCCACCAUGAGCAGCAGCAUCACCAUACCUUUUAUGGCACCAACAAGUACAUUGUCGUUAGUCUAGCCGAAGUUAUCAAACUGGCCUGUUGCAUCUCUCUAUACGUGGCCGUUACGAAGAGAGUCUCUGAUGCAUCCGACCCCGCCUCACGGUUUGGCUUGGCGACGGUCGUGCGUUACACUACUCCAAAGGAGGCCCUAGCGUAUUGCAUCCCCGCGGUUGUCUACCUUAUAGAGAACAACAGCAUCUUUGUAGCUCUUGAUUUACUGGAUUCACCGGCAACUUUUCAGCUCUUAUUGAAUAUGAAGAUCAUCAUCACAGCCCUCCUGUUCCGGUACUUCCUCGGCCGCUCUCUCUCGACAGCCCAAUUUGUUUGCACAGUCCUUUGUGCGAUUGGUCUGUGUAUCGCCGUGAUUGCAUCUGGGACGGAGUGGCAGCAGCAGCAGCAGGUGGUGGCGGCCGGUGAUGAGGGCCUAGACAGGCAAAGCAGCCGAUGGGUUUGGAUAGGGUACCGUUGCUCGUACCCUCGAAUACUAGGUGCCAGCAUAGUAUCAGGGAUCGCCUUGAUAUCCUCCUUCUCCAACAUAUGGGUUGAGUACCUCUUCCAAGACCGUGACAAGGAGAUCCCCUUCCUCCUCCGGAAUUCGAGGAUAUACAUGUGGGGAGCGCCCCUGAACUCAAUAGCCGUUGUCGCCGCUGCAAUCGUGACAGGGGAAGCGCCUACAAUAGAGGCAUUCAAAGCGGCUUUAGGGGCGGUUGGCAGCGAGGCGGAGGGGAUCUCUCGUGUUCCAUACGCGAAGGUACAUCAACCUGGGUUGAGUAGGCUCAGUACAAUUUCGGAGGCCAGCGAUGAGGGGUCAGAGAUGUCCAUGGGAGAGAUCGAAUGA
Molecule: messenger RNA, 1020 nt
Organism: Perkinsus marinus ATCC 50983
Lineage: Eukaryota; Perkinsozoa; Perkinsida; Perkinsidae
Product: sugar transporter, putative
Exons: 6
Coding region: 1-1020 (339 amino acids)
Biological process (GO): pyrimidine nucleotide-sugar transmembrane transport
Cellular component (GO): Golgi membrane
Molecular function (GO): pyrimidine nucleotide-sugar transmembrane transporter activity
Source: RefSeq, a predicted model, not a curated record